Messenger RNA from Rotaria socialis, 1131 nucleotides. Lineage: Eukaryota; Metazoa; Rotifera; Eurotatoria; Philodinida; Philodinidae. The record is from the annotation of a GenBank genome assembly.
AUGAUUACACGGCGUGUAAAAAACUCUACAUCGAAUCCACUUGCCGUCGAAACACUUCAACGUCAUGCAUGGAAUUAUUCAUGGUGGCCAUGCACAACUGGUCAGAUAACUGCUGGAAGCUAUAUGAUUGGUUCUGAAAGUAUUAUUUGUCCUUCCGGUGGUUCAUCGAAUAUUAGUACUAUCGGUACAGUAGUUGUUCCAUGUACUGGUUUUAAUCAAAUUGAAAGCUAUGUUAGUGGCGAAGGGCGAUUUACUUUUCGUGUUCCGUCUAGCUCUCUAUUUCGAGCAGCAUUUAACAGCUCAGCAUGGUUUUCGUUGGUUACUGAUGGGGGAGCAUGGUCAGUAGCAACAGAAAUUAACACUUAUAUACGGCCGCGUGGACGAUAUAAUCAAGCGCCUAUUGUUACAAUGCUACCAAUUAUUCGACUUCAUCGUUUUCCUACGUAUAAUAUCAAAAUAAAUGUUGCUGAUAAUGAUUUUGAUCGAUAUACAUGCAUUUGGUUAAAUACAAGUCAAGAAUGUGCUGGUGUAUGUCGAUAUGCACUUGCAUUACCUGUCACGACUUUUCUCAAUGAGGCUAGUUGUGUUCUUCGUUUCAGACCAGUUACAAUUGGUUACUAUGCUCUAGCAUUGACUGUGCUUGAUUUUGAAAACGAUACAAGUACGCCACCUCUUUCACAUGUACCUAUUCAGUUUACUUUGAAUGUUUGGGAUUCGAAGAUAACAUGCUCUUUACCACCACUUUAUAUUGGUGAUGUACCUGCUGAUCAAUGUAUUUUUCUUGUGUCUGGUCAAUUGAUCACAAUGGUUCUUCGAAUUCAGAUUCAAUGUCCAAAUGCGACAUUAACUAGUAUAAUUGGUCUUUAUCCAGCAGGCUUCACGCAAUCAGCAGCAUAUACAGACCCGUAUAACCGAACUACUAAUGCUUUUAACGUAUAUUAUACAGGUAAUCUCAAUAAAGUAGGUCAAAAUCUAUUUUGUUUUGCUGGUGUCGACUCGAUUGAUAAUCAAGGUGAUGCAACAUGUCUCUGUCUUAGUGUUCAAAUAGCUCAAGAUAGUCUUAAUAGUCUUUAUGUUAGCAAUGCAACACGUUUUCCGAUGGGUCUUGUAUCAAAAUAUCAAUCGAAUUAG